ACUCCUCGAGUCCCCUGCCAUUUGUGCUCCCUCCUGCGCCUUCUCUUCCUCCCACGAGGCCACAGCGUUGCUCCUUCCUUCCGUUCCUCUUCCUCCUCCAGCCCGGAUUCGGGCGACAAGGCCGAGAAAAAGAGAAGAGAGAACGAGAGAGAGAAAGCAAAUUGCAAGAGAGAGAUGACCAGUGAGGGAUAAAAGGGCAGCAAAAGGAGUGAGCACACAGCAAACGCAGACAGCAAAGCCCCUCUCUCCCCCCAUCCUCCUCCUUCAUCCUCUGCUCCCUUUCUCUCACCUCAAGACAUUUCGUCCCUCCUUCGUUUUCCUCGUCGUUCUCCUCCAGUACUCUUCUCAAGAACCAGUACAAGUAGCCGUAGCCCGUAGGAGUAGACCUCCCACUGUACCAGCAGUACUAGCCCCUGCAUCCUUCGUGCCUAGCGGCCGAGGCGGCGGGGACUAGCGAGGUGGUGGCUGCAUUACUCCGGCCGCAAGAAUCGUGAUCCUGCCAUCGGAAUCCCAUCCCGGUACGAGUUUGCGGCGGAGGCGGCCGAUUUGGGGGGCUAAUUCGGCACAAGAUUUGAGUCCCCCGGAUAAAAAUCCCUUCUUUCGGGGGUGAUCCGGUCCUGGAUUUGAGGCUUCUUGCUGCAGAGGUCGCUCCCAGCUCGGGGCUGGUGCCGCCGGAUAGGCAGACCCCUCUUUGUUUGCUGCGCCCCUGCAGAGGAGUUAUGAGACGAUGAGAGAAGAGAGCAGCAAGAAGGGCAAGCUUUCAUGGUCCAAGUCCCUCGUGAGGAAGUGGUUCAACAUCAGAAACAAGGCACAAGACUUCCAUGCCGAUCUCGAUGCCGGCCACCAAGGAAGGAAUCAUGGUGGUGGUGAAGCACGGAGGGUCAGCUUCUCAGCGAGCGAGGCAAGCACAAGCACAGCCAAGAAAAGCAGAAAUGACCGGUCAUCAAAGCGGAGCGGCGAUCGUUUCCGCCGAGGGAGGAAUGAUUUCGAUCCGGCACGCAUGACAGAGGUUCAAGAUUACAGAAUCUUUGCGGCGACAUGGAAUGUUGGUGGUAAGUCCCCACCGAGGGGGCUAAAUCUGGAUGAGUGGCUCCAUUCUUCUCCUCCUGCCGACAUCUAUGUUUUAGGAUUUCAGGAGAUUGUUCCUUUGAAUGCUGGAAACGUUCUCGGUACUGAAGAUAACAUUCCAGCAAAGAAGUGGGUAUCGCUCAUUAGGAGGACACUGAACAAAAAUCCUGGGGCCAGUGGUUAUGGUGGCUACCACACGCCAUCACCGGUCCUUGAUCCGGUUGUAGAAUUGGAUGCUGAUUUUGAGGGGUCUGCAAGAAGGCAGGAUAACUUUUCAUUAUUCCAUCGUCGAUCAUUCCACGAUCUCAGCCGUAGUUUGAGGAUGGAUGGAGACUUUAUGUCCCAGCAACCAAGAUUAGAUCGAAGGUUUAGUGUGUGUGACCCAGUCAACUUGGGGGGCAGACCAAGUGACUUUGAUGGAAAUUCACGAUGGAUUGGGUCACCAGAUGAUGAGAACAUUGACGAGGAAGUGAGCACCAGCGCACAAUUUUCACCGUUCCCAUAUACCUACAACAUGUCAGGGCCCACUGAAGAAAAUGACGGGCAAUCAAAUAACUCUAGGUAUUGUUUGGUUGCCAGCAAACAAAUGGUUGGUGUAUUUCUCACUGUUUGGGUACGCAGUGAAAUAAGGGAUGACGUGAGAAACUUGAAAGUUUCUUGUGUAGGUAGAGGACUCAUGGGCUAUCUUGGAAACAAGGGUUCUAUAUCAGUAAGCAUGUCUUUGCACCAGACCAGUUUCUGCUUCAUCUGUUGUCAUUUGACCUCAGGGGAAAAGGAAGGGGAUGAAUUGCGGAGGAAUUGCGAUGUUAUGGAAAUUUUGAGAAAGACCAGGUUUCCACGGGUUCACGGCACUGGAGAUGUGAAGUCACCUGAAACUAUUCUUGACCAUGAUCGUAUAAUAUGGCUUGGGGAUUUGAAUUAUCGGAUUGCAUUGUCCUAUUGUUCAGCAAAAGCUCUUGUCGAAAUGCAUAACUGGAAGCAAUUGCUAGAAAAAGAUCAGCUUCGGAUACAACGAAGAUAUGGGCGAGUUUUUCAGGGUUGGAAGGAAGGAAGGAUUUAUUUUCCUCCCACAUACAAGUAUUCCUUCAACUCAGAUCGGUAUGCUGGAGAGGGCAUGCAUUCCAAAGAAAAGAGGAGAACACCUGCAUGGUGCGAUCGCAUUCUCUGGUACGGCAAUGGCCUCAAUCAGCUAUCUUACGUUCGUGGAGAGUCUCGCUUCUCCGACCACAGACCAGUAUACAGUAUUUUCAUGGCAGAGGUUGAGAUUGUCCACCAGAGGAAGAGAAACAUGGGCUAUUUUAGCUCUAGGAUUGAGGUGGAAGAGCUGCUACCGCAUUCGCAGAGCUACAGAGGCAUAAACUUCUACUGAUUUGACUUAUUAGCAUGUUGUAAGGUUAGGAGGUUGGCCAAAAGUACUUUAUGUAUGGUUCAAGAUUCAGAGCCCACUAGAUUAUCAGAUAUACUCAAGCAAGAAUGUGCAAAUACUAACUUACAGGAUAUUGGGCAAUUUUGCAGGCAGCCAUUUUGUCAAAUGGAGAAGUACCAGCCCAUGUCACUAACUAUACUUGAGAUCCAACUUUAGCCUCUUAGUUUCUCUGAGCAAGAUAUUGCUUCCAGUUUUUUCUUCUUCUUUAGUUCUAUUUUGUUCAGACUGUCAAUAAACACCAUAUAUUAUUUUGUUUUUUCAUUUCCCCUUUGCAAGUUCUGUAAACAAACCAGUGUAUCCCAUGCAAGUUGUGCAAGAAUUAUUGCAAAACAUGAUGCCUGAACUUAGCUUUAGGAGAAGUGUUCCCGGCCUGAGGGAGGAAUGAUGAGUCUGAAGAGGCUUGCAUAGUUACAAUCAUGUGUACACCUUUCUCCUUCUGUUGUAGUGCUCGAGCAGUUAAGUGAGGCAUGCAUUUUUUUUGUACUCAUUACUGCUUUGACCAAAAAGCUUGGAUCCCUCCAUUAUGCUCCCAGGUUGAUUAAUUUGCCCUCUGUAAUGUUGCUUGAAA
Messenger RNA from Brachypodium distachyon (stiff brome), 3062 nucleotides. Its product is annotated as type I inositol polyphosphate 5-phosphatase 4. Gene Ontology annotation, biological process: phosphatidylinositol dephosphorylation. The record is from RefSeq and is a predicted model, not a curated record. The transcript has 14 exons. Gene Ontology annotation, molecular function: phosphatidylinositol-3,4,5-trisphosphate 5-phosphatase activity; inositol-polyphosphate 5-phosphatase activity; phosphatidylinositol-4,5-bisphosphate 5-phosphatase activity. Lineage: Eukaryota; Viridiplantae; Streptophyta; Magnoliopsida; Poales; Poaceae. The coding region runs from base 728 to 2437 and encodes 569 amino acids.